This is a messenger RNA of Dichotomopilus funicola, 747 nucleotides long. RefSeq lists its product as uncharacterized. Gene Ontology annotation, cellular component: nuclear exosome (RNase complex); cytoplasm. The record is from RefSeq and is a predicted model, not a curated record. Gene Ontology annotation, molecular function: RNA binding. NCBI's taxonomy places the organism in Eukaryota, Fungi, Ascomycota, Sordariomycetes, Sordariales, Chaetomiaceae. The transcript has 2 exons. The coding region runs from base 1 to 747 and encodes 248 amino acids. Gene Ontology annotation, biological process: RNA processing.
AUGACGACCGCUGCCCCACCAACACUCGCCAUCCCCGGCCAACUUCUCGGCCCAGCUUCGCGUUACCGGCCCGGGCCCGGGGUUCACCUACACGACGCGAACCUGUACGCCUCCUUGCUGGGGCAGGUCCAUAUCACGCACCCUCCAGCACCACCAACGCAAACCAGUUUGCAAGCACCACAACGAGCACCGGGACCUGUGAAGCGGCUGAACAGGAUUGUUCCCGCGUCGGCACCAGUGUCUGUAGCGGCUACGGACUUGCCGGUCAUUUCGGUGUCUGUGUCCGGGGCUGGAUCGGAAGGGCAAGACCCAGGGGGCGAGGGCGGGGAGCGCCAGAGACAACAGAAGAAACGGAGGGAGGUACUCCCCGCGGUGGGCGAUGUGGUGUUGUGCCGGGUGAUACGGAUUGCGCCGCGGCAAGCGGUGGUAGCGAUCUUGGUAUGCGGCGACUCGGUGCUGGAGGCGGAGUGGCAGGGUUUGAUCAGGGUGCAAGACGUGCGGGCGACGGAGAAAGAUCGGGUCAAGAUUUAUGAAAGUUUUCGGCCGGGGGAUGUGGUUAGGGCAGAAGUGAUUUCGCUCGGCGACCAGACCAACUACUAUCUAUCGACGACAAGGAACGAGUUGGGCGUGGUGCUUGCGGUCAGUGAGGCGGGCAACACUAUGCAGCCCGUUAGCUGGAAAGAAUUCCGGGAUCCUGAAACAGGCGCGAUGGAGCUGAGAAAGGUAGCGCAACCGCAGCCAGAGUAA